Messenger RNA from Acanthoscelides obtectus, 606 nucleotides. The record is from the annotation of a GenBank genome assembly. NCBI's taxonomy places the organism in Eukaryota, Metazoa, Arthropoda, Insecta, Coleoptera, Chrysomelidae.
GUAAUUGGGCGAGCGAGUUGCAGGUGCGAGUUAGAAGCGUUCAAGGCAAUCGUAGUUCUCUAGAAUAAACGUCAUCCGUGACAGUGAAAAUUACUUCGAGUGAAACCAGUGAGAAAAUCAUGUCCACCGACACAGCAGCCGACCAGUACGAUAGAUACAACUACGAGUACGACAAGUACAUCUUUUCCGGACACAGUGGAAAACAAAGGAGUAAGAAAGAAGCCGAGGAGCAUACCAACCACUUCGACCCCUCAGGACAUUCCAGAAAACUUCUGACCAAAAUGAUGAACACCGAGAAAAACAAGAAGGGGCAUUCGUCGACGUCACCAGUCCGAACAGCGAGGAAGUCCGAGAGUGAAAAUUGAGUGCGUUUGAGGUUUGAGUGGGCGACAUAACGGACUUCUAUGGACAAUUUUUGUACUGCGAACUGUGAUUUUUCAUGAAAAUGAGCUGCAAAAACCCAGUCUAGCGGCCAUGUUCUAUCGCGUAAAGGCCGGAAUAAAGGAUUGUGUUCAUUGAAUUGCAUUUCUUUAUUGUAUGUGUGGUUGGCUUGUGUUUUGAUAAUUUAUUAUUCAUGAUUUACAGAAUAUUUUUGUAAUGUUGAGU